GUGGGGAGCAGCAACGCGCAGAGAGAGCGGCUCCCAGCGGAGCCGACACCGGGACCGGGCAGCCCCGCAGUCAGCAGCCGCCCCGGCCACGCCAUGAGAGCAGCGCUGGGUUGCAUCACCCUCGCUCUGUGCGCUCUACAGCUGCCCCACGGCCGAGCCCUGCCCCACGGCCGCUCUCCCAAGCACAGGGAACCCCCAGAUCGGAGACCCCCCCCAGCCAUUCUGCGCUUACCCCACCGGCACCCACCGUCGCCCCACGGGGAGCCUCCCCCAGGGCUACAAUCCAACCUCAGACUCAAACAACUCAUCAUCCCUCGCCCCCAACCGGCCCUAUGGCACGGCCCCAAGCCGUCCCCAAGGCACAGACACCGACACCCCCCGGGGCAGCGGGGCCGGCGUCACAUCGGGGCUCGGCUGCACCGCGCUCAGCCGCUGCGGGUGGGCUGCGUGCUGGGCACGUGUCAGGUGCAGAACCUCAGCCACCGCCUGUGGCAGCUGAUGGGCCGCCCAGGCCGCCAGGACUCAUCCCCCAUGAACCCCAACAGCCCCCACAGCUAUGGGUAAAGGGUGUUUUUUUCCCCCCCCCCCUGCUUCCCCCCCUUCCCAGGACUGUGUGGGUCGGGUAGGAGCUGACACUAAAGCACUUCCAGCGGCUGCGGGCUCCUGUGCGCCUUUCUGUGGGAUCCCUGCAGGGGAUGGGGCAGCA
Lagopus leucura (white-tailed ptarmigan) is the source of this 706-nucleotide messenger RNA. It is a transcript of the gene ADM2, whose product is annotated as adrenomedullin 2. The transcript is spliced from 3 exons. Gene Ontology annotation, biological process: positive regulation of heart rate; regulation of systemic arterial blood pressure; adenylate cyclase-activating G protein-coupled receptor signaling pathway. The coding region runs from base 94 to 564 and encodes 156 amino acids. The record is from RefSeq and is a predicted model, not a curated record. NCBI's taxonomy places the organism in Eukaryota, Metazoa, Chordata, Aves, Galliformes, Phasianidae.